AUGACGGUCACCAACGGAAGUAUGAAAGAAGUAUGGUUUUCUUUCCAGAAUUGGUCAUGUAAAGACAUUGUCUUUGUCAUUCUCUGUAUAUCAACGUGUGUGGCCAACUAUGUUUUUGGAGUUGCUUACAGCUUACCAAAUAAAAAGAGAAGCAUCACGAAUAAACCUUUCACAUAUGCUGCUAGUCAUAUGCAUACGGCAGAAAUAUUGAAUAAUAAAACGGCAUUCAAAGAAGAAACUGUAGUGACACGUGACAUAUUAAUACAAAAGGAAGGAGCUGUAAACGAGACAUUGAUAGAAUAUUAUAGAAAAAAACUUCAGACUUUUGGAUUCACCAUGAAAUCGUUUUUGCUUCCUUAUAAAAUUAAGGCGCCUGGGCUUCAUCGACGUGUCGACAAAUUUUACAACACGUGUGCUGUCGUCGGGAGCUCGGGAAUACUGAACGGUAGUCAGUGCGGCGAAGAAAUCUCUUCUCAUGAAUUUAUAAUACGUUUGAAUAUGGCUACCAUAGACGGGUUUCAAAAAGACGUUGGCAAUAGAACGGAUCUUAUGUCAAUAAAUUAUCCGAUUAGCCAUGCUUUAGAUAAAUGUUUACGUAAUACAAAAUGCCGAGAUUCAGCGUACAGGAGAUUAAAACCUAUUAAAAAUUCAAUAUUACUUUUUCAUGAAUUUCACGACCCAAAUCCAAAUUGGAAGCUUCAAGGACAUAAGCAAUUUAUACAGUCACUUAAGAGGUAUAAUUUACUUCCGGAUAUCAGAGUGUCGGCAAAAAACGCGACUCUAAGACUGAAAAGUGCAUGGAAUAUCACGAAGCAGCCAUCUGGUGGUUUGCGAGGUAUAACAGCUGCAUUGUUAAUGUGUCGCUCAAUAUCGAUGUAUGGAUAUUAUCCAUUUUCGGAAGGAACAAAUGGAGAACCACUCCAAUACCACUACUUUGAUAACGGAUUUUGGAACAAAAAAAUUCACAAUAUGAGCGAGGAAUAUUCGAUAUUUAAAAAAUUAGACAAAAUUGGAAGAAUACGAUUGGUUACCAACAAAUGCAAAAAAGAUUUAAUAUGACUGCCUUUCUAGUCUAUGAUAUUUGACUGUUUCUGUGGUAGAUCACAGUACGUUUAAACUUGCAUCUCUGUAUUAUUACAUAACCACUAAAAUCAGAACCAAAUAUAUAUAUAUA
Messenger RNA from Anneissia japonica, 1174 nucleotides. RefSeq names its product CMP-N-acetylneuraminate-poly-alpha-2,8-sialyltransferase-like. NCBI's taxonomy places the organism in Eukaryota, Metazoa, Echinodermata, Crinoidea, Comatulida, Comatulidae. Gene Ontology annotation, molecular function: alpha-N-acetylneuraminate alpha-2,8-sialyltransferase activity. The coding region runs from base 1 to 1059 and encodes 352 amino acids. Gene Ontology annotation, biological process: N-glycan processing; oligosaccharide metabolic process. The transcript has 5 exons. The record is from RefSeq and is a predicted model, not a curated record.